AAUGUCCAAUUUACCAUGAAGUUUCAAGAUGGAGAACCCUGGGUUUCAUAACUCAGAAAAAGAUAUAACAAAAAAUGGGAUAUCAAAAAUUGGAGAUCCGAGUAAAGAGGAUCAAUCCUGUAAGCUCAAGGUAGAGGAGGGAAUAACAUUCUCUUGGAGUAAUCUCAGUGUUUCAACAAGGCCUAGGAAAGGUGGAAGCUGUUUUGGACUUAUCAAAUCAGAUGAUAUCCCUUCAAAACCUAUUCUCAGAGAUGUGAGUGGUAUUGUACGUCCUGGUGAAUUAUUGGCUAUAAUGGGAGCUAGUGGAGCUGGUAAAUCAACUCUACUAAAUACACUUCUAUUCAGAAAUCUAGGAGAUCUCAAGUUAGGAUAUGUUCAACAGGAUGAUUUAUUCUUUGGAACUUUAACAGUUCAAGAACAUCUUACUUUCCAGGCAAUGGUGAGGAUGGACAAGGAGAUACCAAUGUGGAAAAGAAUGGAAAGAGUCGAAGAAGUCAUGAAAGAGGUCGGGUUGUACAAGUCUAAGGACACUGUGAUUGGUAUACCUGGUAGAAUAAAUAAAUAUAUCGUUCUAACCAACCCUCCUCUACUAUUCUGUAAUAAACCAACUAUAUGUUUAGGUUCUAACCAACCCUCCUCUACUAUUCUCUACUAUUCUGUGAUAAACCAACUAUAUGUUCAGGUUCUAACCAACCCUCCUCUACUAUUCUGUGAUGAACCAACGAGUGGACUUGACUCAUUUAUGGCGGCUAGUGUAAUGGACAUGAUGAUGAAACUGGCAAAACAGGGUAGAACUGUUAUCUGUACAAUUCAUCAACCAGCUUCACAGCUGUUCAAUAAGUUUGAUCGUCUUCUUCUCCUGGCUGAGGGUAGAACAGCGUAUCUAGGAGAUGCUAAGGAUGCUUCUAGAUUUUUUAACAAUUGCAACUUUCCGUGUCCAUUGACCUACAAUCCUGCAGAUCAUUUUAUAGAAGUUCUCGCUAUUCAGCCAGGGCAUGAGAUUGCAUGCAGGGAGACUGUUGCAAACAUUUGUCAUGCAUUUGAUCAGUCUGAAGAGGGAAAACAGCUGAUGCUUGAGGUGAAUAAGGAGGAUCAAGUCGUGAAUGACACGGAAAAUAUGAGAGUAAAUGAUCGCUCACCGUACAAGGCAUCCUGGACUGCACAGUUCUCUGCUCUUAGCUGGAGAACAUACAGGGCACUUAUCAAAGAACCUCUUAUCAUCAAGAUUAGAAUCACUCAGGCGAUUUUCAUAUCAAUCCUCUUGGGAGUUAUUUACUACGGACAGGAGCAUGACCAAUCAGGAGUAAAGAAUAUCACUGGAGCUUUGUUCAUUUUGCUAACAAACAUGUCUUUUGGAAAUAUUUUCGCGGUCGUCAAUGUCUUCUGCGCAGAGCUGCCAAUAUUUUUAAGGGAACAUUUCAACGGCAUGUAUCGGAUUGACACAUAUUUUCUCACGAAACAGUUGGUUGAUCUUCCCCUGUUUAUUGUUGAACCAACGAUAUUCCUGACAAUCCUCUACUUCAUGGUUGGGUUGGAGAGAACUCCUGAGCAGUUCUUUUUUGCACUUGGAAUCGUACUUCUUGUUGUUCAAGUUGUUAUUUCUCUUGGUUACUUCUUGUCUUGUGUUGCUCCUAAUGUGAAUAUAGCUCUUGCCAUCGGUCCAGUCAUAAUUAUCCCAGUUAUGCUCUUCGGAGGAUUCUUUCUUGAUACAAGUAAUGUUGGUUGGUUGGUCUGGAUGAAAUAUUUAUCUUGGUUUAAUUACGCCUAUUCAACCUUGAUAAUAAACCAAUGGAGUGGAGUAACCAAUAUCACCUGUGAACUCCCACCUAAACCAUGUGGCUUUACUACCGGAGAAGAGAUUAUCGGUUUCUACGGGUUCGACGAGGUAGAUACUUUAUUCAACAUUCUGAUGUUAGUUACUCUCUCCGUAGGACUCCGCAUCUUAGCUUUUAUAUCUUUAUAUAUUAGAUCAAGGAAGAAGUAAAUUCUCUUUGUAUCUUGAGUCUAUUAAGUUAGGGAAAUUGCUCUUGUUACAAAAUCAAAAAAUAAAUAAUCAGAAAACAGGAA
Molecule: messenger RNA, 2067 nt
Organism: Eurytemora carolleeae
Lineage: Eukaryota; Metazoa; Arthropoda; Copepoda; Calanoida; Temoridae
Product: protein white
Exons: 23
Coding region: 29-1984 (651 amino acids)
Cellular component (GO): plasma membrane
Molecular function (GO): ATP binding; ABC-type transporter activity; ATP hydrolysis activity
Source: RefSeq, a predicted model, not a curated record